Molecule: messenger RNA, 3970 nt
Organism: Nylanderia fulva
Lineage: Eukaryota; Metazoa; Arthropoda; Insecta; Hymenoptera; Formicidae
Source: RefSeq, a predicted model, not a curated record
AGCUCGUCGGUGCCAGGAUUCGGGAAGAGGGGAGACUCAGAUUCGCAAUAACACUCGGUUGUUCUGAAACUGUGCGCGACUGAAUGCGGAAUUGGAAAUUGGAAGCUGAGCGGGAUAAUUCCAAUCAACACGCGUAAUGUUAACAACCACAAUAUAUUUGAGAUACUAACACAAGAAAAGUACAAAUAAAGAAACGAGAAUAAUUAACAAAAAAGAAGAUGAGUCGAGAAUCUAAUUACUUAGCGGUCCGCAAGCUACAAAAUGUACGCGAAAAAAAGACAAGCGAUUUUUCGUAGUUUCGAUUCGCACUCUGUUCGCGCCGACAGACUAGACGGAAAGAGCGCCGCGGUCUUUCAAGGAGAGAUUUUUAUGGAGACAAAAUUCGAGAACGUUCGAGAAGUUUUUUAAUAUUUUAUAAACCGGUUAAGGACGAUAAAAACAUGCAGAUGUAAUUAUUUAUUAGCGCAACAGUUAAUGUUUGUUAUUAAUACAUCGAUUUUUUUCUCUUCUCGCGCAACCGCGGUGUGUAUUGUUUGUCUUUUAAAGCAAGAUAGAGCGAGCGCUUAUUUACGAAGACGCAGGGUAAACGUAUAUCCCUGCGGCUGAGCGCUAAUUUCUUAGCGUAGAAUUAGAUUUUUGUAUAAUGAUUGCAUGAUGCAUGAUAAGGGUGCAUGCGGCUUAUUAAUGCUUUUGUUUUUCAGCAGGAUUCUCGAUUUGAGAGUUCGAUCUCAAACAUUCCGCCCGCCCACAAUAUUCGAUAUAGAGCCUAAAAAAACAAAAAGGCCAAAAAGGAAAAAGAAAAAAAACUGCGGAAGAUGGUCGGCACUUCUCCACAAUGAUAAAUUGGAACGAAAUUCAAACUGGCGCACUCAAUUAAGGCGCAGCGAUACAGUAGUCGGUAGUCUAUUUUCCCUAUGGCUCACAAAUUCUAGAAACGUCGAUAGCGGUAAUUAUUACUCACAGGCGAAAUUUUCCAACCCAGAUGGUUUCCCCACAAUCUUCAAAUCAAUCUCUUACGGUCUCACUUUAUCACCACACGAUAAAUUUCCCCACUAACUAACGACUAAUAAACGAAAAGAACAGAAAAAGAACAAAAAAAGCGAAAGAAAAAAAAUCUUUUAAAGAGGCAAAAAAAACACAUAAAAUAUUCACUCACAAAACGUUGAUUUCGGUAGACAAAUUCAUAAAAAAAAUUCAGGUAUAAUACUCUCUCUCUCUUCCUAAUAUUCUCUUGGCGUGACCCCACGUUGGGCGCCAAAAAUUUGCAACGUCUUUUCCUGCUCCGAAACGCCAAAUUCGGAUAGGGGAGCAUUCAAUUUGAAUAUUUUGAUCGUUAGCGUCAAAAAUCGGUAACAUAAGAGUUUAACUACUCGUAUUUAGGUACUUUCGGUAACUCACAAUAAAGUUGGGCGCCAGGCGCAGUUACAUGCGCCACGGUAGCAAUAAAAACGGGACCUAAGAUAUCCCUUCAAAAUUCGGCAGUAAAUUGUGGGUCUAGAUUGUUCUUAUUCUAUGGUUGAGAGAGAGGUAUACAGAAAGACUUACACAGGUUGACAUGAAUAGACAGAUAUAUUUCAGACACUUAGGACUAACAAUUGUACAUGGAAUAAAUAUAAAUUUACAAUAUAAUUAUAUGAUGAACAUUAAGAUUUAGGUUAGAGAUAUGGAUAAAUAUAAUACACAGAGGCGAAGAUUUCGGUACGACGGGAUUGAUCACCCGGAUCGACUAAUCGAAUUUUCAUUAAUUAUAACGAUACUUAACAAUCUCUAAUAAUCUCGCGACAGCAUUACAACAACGAGAUAUACAAAAAAGCUCGGUAAACGGUUCGGCUGUUUAAACUUAGUAUCUCGGGUACGCGAUAUACACAAAGGUCACAUCAACACGAGUCGAGACACGGCGCGAUACGAAAAAACGGUUAACAAUAAGGCGACAGCAAUUUCGUGACUCUCUCGCACGACUCUCUCGCCGAGUCAAAAAUCGAAAUAAUUAUCACACUCGCGAAGAACGGUUGCACGCAAAUUCCGUAAAUUUAAUGACUGAAUCAUUAACAAAGAAAGUCUCAUGCACGGCGACCAUGACAUAGAACGGUACUUGAAAUAUACCGACAAACAAGAAUGGAAGAUUCUCGCUCUCGGAACGAUUGACUGUCGGCGGCACUUCUCGGAGAGGGCUCGGCUCGCGAAACUCGAAGUCGGCCCCGCGGUAACAAUACUCAGAGAAAGAGACCGCUCUCUCUAGUACAAGACGACACGAUAACGAGACAAUACGGUACUCACGGUAAUUACUCUACUUUCUCGCCACCCACGGCACCAACCAACACUCACGUACGGCUACCCGAGAGGCGGCUUACAAUAAACGGCGAUAAAGUCCGACGUCCUUACGUUGUAUAGGCCAGGAUCUGGAGGCAUCCUCACACGUGUAUGGCUCACUGAACAGUGAAAAGCCAGGCCUCGCGCUCCUUGGUACCUCAAGCGCCGCGUUGAUCUCCCGCGCAUUCCAUCGAUGAUAGGGUCGAUGGCGAGAGUCCUAGGGUCUCCUGGACUCUUCCCUUGGGGUGCGUUCAGAUCUCUCACCCAGCGAGUGUGGGUAGGGUGGACUGGGAGUGGGCGGAGUUACUGUGAGGUGAUUUCGGUGGAGUGAAGAAUCUGAACGCACCUAUGCAUUCUGGAGACUGUGUAAAGGUGCCAUUAACAAAGAAAACGUCCAUCUACAAUCACCUAACCUUAAAGAUGGAUCAUCGAGUAAUUAUAGCAUCAGUUGUGACUAUAAGUAAAAAUUUUUUACAAGAAGUAAUGGAAAGUGAUAGUGACAGUAGUGGCAGUGAUACCUCUGAUGAGGAGUUGGAUAUGCGAAUACAUAUGCAAUUGCGAGGACCUCAAUGCAAACCUGUAAGAAUUGAAGGUUAUAUAGAACAUACAAUCCCACAACUUCAUCGUGAGCAGUUCAGGCAGCAUUUUCGCAUGACUCCAACAACGUACAAUCAACUCGAACAGAGAUUGGCACCAAUUUCGCAAGGAGAUGUUGGUAUGAAAUCUCACAUACCAGUCAGGAAGCAAUUACUUGCAACUCUAUGGUUAUUGGCUACACCAGAUUCCUACAGGUCUGUAGGGGAAAGAUUUGACAUGAGCAAAAGCUCACUGAAUGUCAGUUUCAUGAGGGUUGUACAAGCCUUGAAUGACAUCGCUAGAGAUGUCAUACAAUGGCCAAGAGAAGACAGAUUAGCAACAGUAAAACAAAAAUUUCAAAGGUUGUCAGUGCUACCUGACAUUAUUGGAGCUGUGGAUGGUACUCAUAUUUCUAUAAAAAAGCCGUAUAAAGAUUCUCUGUCCUAUAAGACAUAUAAGAAAAAAUAUGCUGUUAUACUUCAAGCUAUAUGUGACUCUGAGUUAGUUUUUCUGGAUUGCUUUGCUGGUUACCCAGGAUCUGUAGGUGAUAUAAGAGUAUUUAGAAAUUCUGAUCUUUGGUCAGAAGUCCAGAGGGAUAGACAAUCAUAUUUCCCUAACGAGGAAUACAUCAUUGGUGAUAAAGCUUAUCCUAUUUUACGUUGGUGUAUUUCUGCUUUUCGUGAUCGUGGUAAUCUUACAGCGGCUCAGAAAAGAUUCAACAACAUACUGUCUACAGUUAGACAAGUCAUUGAAAGAACAUUUGCAUUGCUGAAAGGAAGAUUUCGAAGGCUGAAAUAUCUAGACAUGAAUAGAAUGGACAUGAUCCCCUUUGUGAUAAUUGCUUGCACAGUUCUUCACAACAUCUGUCUUGAAAGAUUUGAUGAAAACAUAGAAGAAUAUAUCUUAGAAGGUUGGGAAAAUGAAAACAUUGAAGAAGGCAGGGAGAAUGAAGUUUGUGUUCAAGAUCCAGUGGCAGAUGAAGAUGCUGGUUUAGCAAAAAGAAAUUAUCUAGUAACCUUAGUUUGAUAGUUAUAUAUUAUACACUAGCGGUCAUAAGUAUAACACUUCUAAUUAUAUAUUUUGU